AUGCAGAAGGCUGAGUCCAGUGCUUUGAGCUCUCUGAGGCCCCUGUUGGAGGACGACUCAGGAUGCUUGUCCCAGCAGGCCACCAGUCCACAGGACCAGGAGCCACUUGGCUCUCCCAGGCUCUCCGAAGUGGGCUCGCAGUACCUGCCUUUCUUCUGCAUAUAUGAGCAGCCCCUGGCUGUGGAGGAGCUGACCCAGCCCGCUGAAGUCUGCCCAGGCCACGAAGCUGCCUGCAGCUGCAGAGAGGAUGUGUUCCCCGAGGACUCGGCGCCACCUGAUGGCUUCUUCCCAUACUACCGCUCCCAGGAAGAAUGUCUUCCCAGUGCCACCCCUCCAGGCUGCUGGUAUCUGGGCUCCAGAGAGCCCCUUCCAGGAAGCCGAGCACAGGAUGGCUGCUGCAAAGUGACAGCCAGGGAUGGAUGCCCUUCUUCCUUGGCAGGGCCAGACCUCAACUCAGGGCUUUCACCCUCUCCGGCCUGCUGUCCCUUCUUAGGAGGGUUCAUGUGUGAAGGCGACCAGGAUGCCCCUCUCCCCAGGGACCAUGUUCUUGGCGCCUCAGGAUUUGUACCCUAUUACAGAAGCCCUGAAGAGAGGCUGCACAUCAGCCCCACGCUUCCCUGCUCUGGGCUGGGGAGCUCACAGGAGUGA
Meriones unguiculatus (Mongolian gerbil) is the source of this 648-nucleotide messenger RNA. RefSeq lists its product as uncharacterized. The transcript has 2 exons. Bases 1 to 648 code for a protein of 215 amino acids. The record is from RefSeq and is a predicted model, not a curated record. Lineage: Eukaryota; Metazoa; Chordata; Mammalia; Rodentia; Muridae.